CCUGAGCUUCACUUCGACGUCGAGGGUUUCUCCAGCCGGUGUGUGGUGCGGGCUCUGGUAUCCCCGGUGCGCGAAGUUCUUCUUACCUUCUCGACAGAAUCCGACAACUGAGUUGAACGACCAUGUCUUCGACGAGGACCAGCAAGUACAUGUACAAGAGUACCAGUGGUGGAGGCGGUGAUAUUUCCAUCGAGUAUGGAACCGAUCUCGGAGCUCUCACCAGGCUUGAGGACAAGCUCCGCCUGCUGCAAGAAGACCUGGAAUCCGAGCGCGAGCUCAGGCAGAGGAUCGAACGUGAGAGGAGCGACCUGACGGUCCAGCUCAUCCAGCUGAGCGACCGGCUGGAAGAAGCCGAAGGUUCGUCCGAGAGCCACGUUGAGUUGAACAAGAAGAGGGACGCUGAACUGUCCAAGCUCAGGAAGCUCUUGGAAGAUGUGCACCUGGAGAGCGAGGAGACUGCACACCACCUCCGCAAGAAGCACCAGGAAGCCAUCGCCGAGUUCCAGGAGCAGUUGGACACUGCCACCAAGCUUAAGGCUAAGUCUGAGAAGGAGAGGCAGAAGUUCCAGGCUGAGGUCUACGAGCUGCUCGCCCAAGUCGAAAAUGUCAACAAGGAAAAGCUUAUUGCCCAGAAGACCGUUGAGAAGCUGGAACACACCGUCUACGAACUGAACAUCCGCAUCGAGGAAAUCAACCGCACCGUGACUGAGGUGACCGCCCAGCGAAGCCGCCUCAGCGCUGAGAACGCAGAGUACAUCAAGGAAGUUCACGAACUCAAGGUCUCCCUGGACAAUGUCAACCACCUCAAGGGACAGCUGGCUACCCAGCUGGAGGACACCAGGCGUAGGCUUGAGGAUGAAGAACGCAAACGCUCUACCCUGGAGAGCAGCGUCCACACCCUGGAAGUCGAAGUCGAGUCCCUGAGGGCUCAGUUGGACGAAGAGGCCGAGCUUAGGCUCGAGGUUGAACGGCAACUGGCCAAGGCCAACACUGACGCCGCUUCCUUCAAGAGCAAGUACGAGGCUGAGUGCCAGUCCCACGCCGAUGAGGUCGAGGAACUCAGGCGCAAGUUCGCCCAGAAGGUCUCUGAAUACGAAGAGCAGCUCGAGUCCCUGCUGACGCGAUGCAGCAACCUCGAGAAGCAGAAGUCCCGUCUGCAGAGCGAGGUCGAGGUCCUCAUCAUGGACCUGGAGAAGGCUACCGCCCACGCCCAGAACCUGGAGAAGCGCGUUGCCCAGCUGGAGAAACUGAACCUCGACCUCAAGUCCAAGGUCGAGGAACUGUCCGUUCUGCUGGAGCAGAGCCAGAGGGAACUCAGGCAGAAGGUGGCUGACUUGCAGAAGCUGCAACACGAAUACGAGAAACUGCGCGAACAGAGGGAUGCUCUCACCCGGGAGAACAAGAAGCUCGCUGAGGACCUCGGCGAGGCCAAGAGCCUGCUCGCCGACGCCAACCGUCGCCUGCACGAGUACGAGAUUGAGAUCAAGCGUCUGGAGAACGAACGGGACGAACUGGCUGCCGCUUACAAGGAGGCCGAGACCCUGCGUCGCCAGGAGGAAGCCAAGUGCCAACGUCUCACCGCUGAACUCGCCCAGGUUCGUCACGAGUACGAACGUCGCCUGCAGAUCAAGGAAGAAGAAUUUGAGGCACUGCGCAAACAGCACCAGCUCGAGGUUGAGCAGCUCAGCCUGCGCCUUGCCGAAGCUGAGGCUAAGCUCAAGACCGAGGUUGCCCGUCUCAAGAAGAAGUUCCAGGUCCAGAUCACCGAGCUGGAGAUGUCCCUGGACGCUGCCAACAAGCAGAACAUUGAUCUCCAGAAGGUCAUCAAGAAGCAGGCCCUCCAGAUCACCGAGCUCCAGUCCCACUACGACGAAGUGCACCGCCAGCUCCAGCAGUGCGCCGAUCAGCUCAGCGUGUCCCAGAGGCGUUGCCAGGGUCUCCAGGCCGAACUCGACGAACAGCGCGUUGCUCUCGAAUCUGCCCUUCGCUCGAAGCGCGUCGCGGAACAGAGCCUGGAAGAAAGCCAGACAAGGGUAAACGAGCUGACCACCAUCAACGUCAACAUUGCUGCUGCCAAGAACAAGUUGGAGAGCGAGCUCUCUGCCCUGCAGUCCGACUACGACGAGCUGCACAAGGAACUCAGGGUGGUUGAUGAACGCUGCCAGCGCACCAUCGUUGAACUCAAGAGCACCAAGGACCUGCUUGUGGAGGAACAGGAACGCUACAUCAAGGUGGAGUCUAUCAAGAAGUCCCUGGAAGUGGAAGUCCGCAGCCUCCAGGUCCGCAUCGAGGAGGUUGAGGCGAACGCACUUGCUGGUGGAAAGCGAGUUAUUGCCAAGCUGGAAGCCAGGAUCCGUGACGUUGAGAUCGAGCUUGAGGAAGAGAAGAAGCGCCAUGCCGAGACCCAGAAGAUCUUGCGCAAGAAAGAUCACCGCGUCAAGGAACUCCUGGUGCAGAGCGAAGAGGACCACAAGACUGUCACCAUGCUCAACGACUCUGUGGAGAAACUCACCGAGAAGGUCAAGGUCUACAAGAGGCAACUCAACGAACAGGAGGGCUUGAGCCAGCAGAACCUGACCCGCGUGCGCCGCUUCCAACGCGAACUGGAGGCCGCUGAAGACCGUGCCGACUCCGCAGAGGGCAACCUGUCCAUGAUCCGCGCCAAGCACCGCUCCUGGGUCACCACCAGCCAGGUCCCCGGUGGAACCAGGCAGAUCUUCGUCACCGAAGAGACUUCCGGCUACUAAGAGACGUCUACCACAACAACUGCCGAAGCACCUACCCGCACAACGGCCUACCUUAAAAAAAAACAAAGAAAAAAAACACACACACACACACCUAAUCUACCGGUCUUCGAGUUGUACUUGACAAAGCCGUCAUCUCCACACCCCGUCUGAUCCUCGUGUGACGUUCCAGCGACUGGACAACGGAGAAGACAUGACGAACUGUUCGGAACAAACUGGAGAGUGCAUUAAAAUGAAAGUGGAAGUGCAA
Molecule: messenger RNA, 2994 nt
Organism: Ornithodoros turicata
Lineage: Eukaryota; Metazoa; Arthropoda; Arachnida; Ixodida; Argasidae
Gene: Prm
Product: paramyosin
Exons: 14
Coding region: 123-2747 (874 amino acids)
Cellular component (GO): cytoplasm; myosin filament; myosin II complex
Molecular function (GO): microfilament motor activity; actin filament binding
Source: RefSeq, a predicted model, not a curated record